AUGUCCCUCGCUCUCCUCACCCUUUUCCGAUACCCAAACCUCCUCCCACUCCCCCUUGCCCCUACCAUUCCCCUCCCCUCUCCCAUUCUCCCCCUCUCCCUCCCUCUCCCAUCGUUUCUUGUGCUGGGGGCGUUUCAUCUUCGGCCCGGACGUACGGUCGCCGGUCAUCUCCUUCGUCCUCACUCCCACUCCUCUUCGCCCCUGCCAUUCUCCUCCCCUCUCCCAUCCCUCUCCCCCCUCGGGCCUACUCCCUUACGCCCCCCUCCCCCGUCUUUCUAUCGCCCCCACACCAUUCAUUCCCCACCCCUCGCCUUCUCCACCCUCCCCAGCGUUUCUUGUGCUGGGGGCAAUCUCUUCAUUCUGCUCGUCACAGCGAGCAGGGACCCUGGCAUCGUGCCUCGCAAUCUCGUGCCACCACAGCCAGAUGAGGAGGCAGGGGAGCAGGCAGCGGGAGGGGCGCCGAAGAAGCUGCCACGAGCCAAGGAGGUGGUGGUGAACGGGCACACGGUCAAAGUGAAAUACUGCGACACCUGCCUGCUGUACCGGCCGCCCAGAUGCUCGCACUGCAGCAUAUGCGACAACUGCAUCGAGAAAUUCGACCACCACUGCCCGUGGGUGGGGCAAUGCAUUGGACGGCGCAACUACCCCUUCUUCUUUCUCUUUGUCACCACCACAACCCUCCUCUGCAUCUUCGUCUUCACCCUCUCAGCCUUCUACAUCAAGCUCCUCGUGGACAACUCCUACCCGGGCGCCAGCGGGCAGAGCAUCUCGCUGCUAGAGGCGCUGGGGAAGGGGUACAUGGCGGCGGUGCUGAUGGUCUACACGUUCAUCAUGGUGUGGUUCGUGGGAGGACUCACCGGCUUUCACUCCUUCCUCAUCUCGCGCAACCAGCUGGGGAAGGAGUACCUGGCAGCGGUGCUGAUGGUAUACACGUUCAUCAUGCUGGGGAAGGGGUACCUGGCAGCGGUGCUGAUGGUAUACACGUUCAUCAUGGUGUGGUUCGUUGGAGGACUCACCGGCUUUCACUCCUUUCUCAUCUCGCGCAACCAGGUGUGUGUGUGGCAAGAGUGGGUUGCUCUCCCCCCCCCUAAGGGGUUAACAGCUGGGGAAGGGGUACCUGGCAGCGGUGCUGAUGGUAUACACGUUCAUCAUGGUGUGGUUCAUUGGAGGACUCACCGGCUUUCACUCCUUUCUCACCUCGCGCAACCAGGUGUGUGUGUGGCAAGAGUGGGUUGCUCUCCCCCCCCUAAGGGGUUAACAGCUGGGGAAGGGGUACCUGGCAGCGGUGCUGAUGGUAUACACGUUCAUCAUGGUGUGGUUCGUUGGAGGACUCACCGGCUUUCACUCCUUCCUCAUCUCGCGCAACCAGGUGUGUGUGUGGCAAGAGUGGGUUGCUCUCCCCCCCCUAAGGGGUUAACUGCUGGGGAAGGGGUACAUGGCAGCGGUGCUGAUGGUAUACACGUUCAUCAUGGUGUGGUUCGUGGGAGGGUUGACUGGCUUCCACUCCUUCCUCAUCUCGCGCAACCAGGUGGGUACAGGGUGCACUGGAGUUUACUAGCUCUCUUCAGCACCUGCUCGUGCCUCCCUGCUGGCCGUGCUGGGGAAGGGGUACCUGGCAGCGGUGCUGAUGGUAUACACGUUCAUCAUGGUGUGGUUCGUUCGUUGGAGGGUUAA
Closterium sp. NIES-65 is the source of this 1674-nucleotide messenger RNA. Lineage: Eukaryota; Viridiplantae; Streptophyta; Zygnematophyceae; Desmidiales; Closteriaceae. The record is from the annotation of a GenBank genome assembly.